AUGGACUUAGACAAAGACAAUAUAAUGAGAAUGGAGAGGGAAAGACAGAAGACACAUACUGUAAAGAAGAAAUCUAGGGCUUUGUCACUAAAAAUGGAUUUGGGAGGGAGAAGAUGCCACCAUUCUGGUUUUGUGGGUAACUGGGGCAUCAUUGGUUCCUGUGUUUCUACUCACAUAGUGCAAGACCAAGGCCAUGAUAACUCAAGCAAACUCCAUGGCCUGAUGCUAGAAACUGGGUAUGUGCUCUAUGUGGCCUGGAUAGCUUGAGCCUCUGGCGGUUCCAUUUACCCAGAGGCAAAAGGCUACCUGCAACUGGAGGCUCUUCUGGGCCCCAACAAAGGCCCUGUAUUGCCUAAGGAAACAGUGCUCCUCUUAACAAGGUGCAAUCUUCACUUGUUUGCUAUGAAGGAUAAUGUUCCUGGAAAGGUGCUCCAGAGACCUUCCUAUUUAACCAGAAUACAAAUUAAAUUGUUAUGCAAUUCCCCUGCCAACACCCUAUGA
Molecule: messenger RNA, 501 nt
Organism: Carlito syrichta (Philippine tarsier)
Lineage: Eukaryota; Metazoa; Chordata; Mammalia; Primates; Tarsiidae
Gene: BLID
Product: BH3-like motif containing, cell death inducer
Source: RefSeq, a predicted model, not a curated record